AUGAUGGGGGCUCUCGGAACCAGCUUCGUUCUGAAGUGCGUCGUCACGGCAAUCGCUUUAAGUGGACUGACUCAAUGGUAUCUCAGUCGGAGAAAGAGAAGAACCGAGGAAGAUGCACUUGCAGCUCAACACGGCUGCCAGCCCGUGAAGGCUACCCUGCCCUACAAGUGGCCUUUCGCCAUAGAUCUCCUCAAACUCCAAUAUGAUGCGCUUCCCCAGUGCCGAAUGUUGGAGUUCCAAACCAAGUACUUCAGCAUGGCUUCGACCAUUCGAAUGGAUAUUCUGGGGACAGGCUACAUCAUAACUGAUCCUGUCAACAUCGAGGCAAUCCUCAACAGCCGUUUUGAAGACUUUGUUCUUGGUUCCCGCCGCGAGGGCUUGUUUCCCCUGCUAGGCGAGGGUAUCUUCACCCAGGACGGCCCCGCUUGGAAGCACUCCCGAGAGAUUCUGCGACAUCAGUUCGUCCAUGUGCGAAGUCUUGGUCUGGAUGCGCUCGAACCUCAUGCAAUGGAACUACUCGAUGCAAUUGCAAAAGAGGCAAAAGAAAGCCCUGAAAACAUUGUAGACUUACAACCGCACUUCUUCGAAUACACACUUGGCACCACAACCGACCUUCUGUUCGGCGAACCACACAGCAGCUUGCCACAGGCCGAUCGCCUCGCCUUGCGCGAUAACUUCGAUUACGCUAGUAUGGUGUCUGCCAUGCGCCUGCGAUUGGCAGAUCUUGCCUGGCUUUACACACCGAAAAGGUUCAAGAAGGCCUGCCGCGGGGUUCGCGAUUGGGCGUCCUUCUUUGCCAGCAAGGCCAUCGACCACUUCGAAGACCACGGCGAGGCAUCUGCGAAAGAGAAGUAUGGGUUCAUCGUGGACCUUUGGAAGAGUCUGAAAGAUCGCACAUUAGUGCGUGAUCAGCUGCUGCAUGUUCUUACCGCCGGACGAGACACUACAGCCUGUCUGCUGAGUUGGACAUUCUUCCAUCUGGUUCGGAAUCCUGAACUACUCGUCCGCUUGAAAAAAGAGAUAGCGACUGUCAUCACGUCUGCCGACCAAAACAUUACACGCGAGAACAUCAAACAGCUCCCGUUCUUAGAUUGCUGUUUGAAAGAAACUCUUCGCCUGUACCCUCAGCUUCCUGUCAACGUACGCUAUGCUGCCCGUACUACCAUUCUUCCUCGCGGGGGCGGAGAUAAUGGAAACGCGCCAGUUCUCCUACGGAAAGGUAAUGGCGUGGGAUGGUCAGCGUAUCACCUUCACCGACGAGAGGCACUGUAUGGCCCUGACGCCACAGAAUACCGACCAGACCGAUGGGCUAGUGGCGAGUUGAUUCGCAAAGUUGGACUGGGUUCAGGAUUUCUCGAUUUCCACGCUGGCCCUCGAGUCUGCCUUGGGAAGGACUACGCUCUCAUGGAGGCUAGUUACGGCGUCGUUCGUCUUCUGAUGAGAUACCCAAAUAUCCGUCUACCGCCGAGCGUACCCAACUUGCCCGUUGGACAGGAGAAGCAGAACCUGACUAUUGUCCUAUCGAGUGCUGAAGGGGUAAAGGUUUUAUUAGACUAG
Molecule: messenger RNA, 1557 nt
Organism: Colletotrichum karsti
Lineage: Eukaryota; Fungi; Ascomycota; Sordariomycetes; Glomerellales; Glomerellaceae
Product: cytochrome P450 CYP4/CYP19/CYP26 subfamilies protein
Exons: 5
Coding region: 1-1557 (518 amino acids)
Molecular function (GO): iron ion binding; oxidoreductase activity, acting on paired donors, with incorporation or reduction of molecular oxygen, reduced flavin or flavoprotein as one donor, and incorporation of one atom of oxygen; heme binding
Source: RefSeq, a predicted model, not a curated record